AUGACACUGAAGGCAAGGAUUGAAAAUGGAAUCGUCUAUUCCCCUUACCCUUCGGAAGCCGUGCCAGAGAUGUCACUGUACCAGGCUGUAAAACAGCACCUCGAGCAACAUGGCAACCGAACUGCUGUGGUCUGGGAAAAUGAAGAGAUCACGUUCGAGGACCUUCUCAAGACAUGCCAGCGAUACGCAGCUGGGUUCCAGGGGCACGGCAUCAAGAAAGGCGACAAAGUUUUGGUGCAUCUCGACAAUUCCCUGGAGAACCUGAUAGCCAUAUACAGCGUUAUAUUUGCCGGAGGAGUGGCUGUGUUAUCCUCCCCAGGUGUGUCAAAAGGGGAUCUCCUCUACAAAAUCCGAAGCAGCAACGCUACCUACAUUCUCACCACAGCAAGCGAAGCUAAUCGAUUCAAGGACUUCUUACAGGAGCUGGACAUGAAGGGUUACUUCACCGUCGGCACAGCCGAAGGGUGUGUUUCCGUCACUGAGUUCAAGAAGCUAAAUGAAAACAUGUACAAGGAAUUCCCGGUGGAGGACGUGAAGAACGAAGUUAUUAUGCUACUUUACACAUCGGGGACAACGGGUCGCCCGAAGGCCGUCGAACAUACGCACUACGGCAUCGUGGCCAGGUUACCUCCCUGCGGACAUUACUUCUUCACUGAUGAGGACAUUGUCGCUUCCCGAAUUUCUAUUGCAUCGUUGUUGGGCUUUCGAAUUUUCUUGAGCGCAUCCUACACCGGAACAAAGGCCGUUCUGUUCUCCUCACCGGCAAGUACAGAAGAAAUGAUUAACGCCAUACAAAAGUACAAGGUGACGACGGUGGUAGAAAGAUACACAACAAUAUUAGAGCUCUCCAAAAAAAUUGAGCAAGAAGGAGUUCGGCUAAAUUUCGUCAAGAACGUAAUUUUUACUGGCAUAAAAACCACGCUUCGAAAAGUAAAGGAACUGGAACCCUCGUUCGACUCAUCCACCCUGAAAAACGUUUAUGCAAGUAACGAAAUUGGCUGGAUCUGUCAACCUCCAAUGGGCGUCUCCAAAUGGUAUGGCAUUGGAUUUCCAUCUCCAAUGGCUCAAAUUAAGAUUGUGGAUAUAAAGAGUGGGAACGUGCUUGGACCGAACGAACAAGGAGAGGCGUUAGUCAAGACGCCGACUUCCAUGAGGGGAUAUUACGGCAACCCCGAAGCCACAUCGCAGGCCAUCACAUCUGAUGGCUGGGUACGAACAGGGGACAUCUGCUAUUACGACGAAGAUGGACAGUUCUUCUUUGUUGAGAGGAUAAACCUGCUCUUGCGAUGCAAUGGAAUCCUCGUGGCGCCAUCCUCAAUUGAGAGUGUGUUGCUCAGCCACGAAGGAAUUGUAGACGCUGCGGUAAUUGGUGUUUUUCAUCCAAGGUAUCAGGAAGUAGCCAUGGCCUGUGUCGUAUUGAAGACAUCUCAUAGCACACUUAACGAAGCAGAAAUACAGAACUUCGUUGCAGAUCAACUUGAAAGCAACAUGCACCUUCACGGAGGAGUCAAGUUUGUUCACGCAAUACCAAGGGACGACUUCGGUAAAAUCAUCAGAAAGAAAUUGCGAGAGUUCCUUCAAGUGGACGACUAA
Molecule: messenger RNA, 1593 nt
Organism: Ixodes scapularis (black-legged tick)
Lineage: Eukaryota; Metazoa; Arthropoda; Arachnida; Ixodida; Ixodidae
Product: 4-coumarate--CoA ligase 1
Exons: 10
Coding region: 1-1593 (530 amino acids)
Molecular function (GO): CoA-ligase activity
Source: RefSeq, a predicted model, not a curated record